Molecule: messenger RNA, 5039 nt
Organism: Gasterosteus aculeatus aculeatus (three-spined stickleback)
Lineage: Eukaryota; Metazoa; Chordata; Actinopteri; Perciformes; Gasterosteidae
Source: RefSeq, a predicted model, not a curated record
AGACAAGGCGCGGGGAAAAUCCACCUCUCUAUGUGACGUUCAGCCCGACGGUGAUACUUUCCCCCGCAUUGUUAAAAAAAGAAAGAUAAUUUACGUUGCAUGGACGAGUAACCAGGGGCUCCUCUGCAUUUUUUUUUGUUUUAUUGCGGAUGUCCACUCACUCAGCGCUCCCCUUCCCUCCUCUCCAGCUUCAAGAUUGGUGAAGUGGUUUCCUCUCCCGUUCGUACCGGAGGCCGACCGGUCUCCGAUCUGGUCUGUGUAGUCUCCGGAGACUCGAACCGCUCUGUCAGGGCAAGGCUGUGCGGCUCCCGGAUCAGCCCGGUGCCACCUCGAGCACUGGCUAUGGAGAUGAUUGAGGGAGACGUUAUGGACAAACUAGAGGACAUGUCAUCGGUGUACGACUUCGACCCGAUCACCGGCAACAUCCCCGCCACCAAAGUAGAAAUCACCGUCUCCUGCAGAAACCUUCUGGAUAAAGACACAUUCUCAAAGUCAGAUCCAUUAUGCGUGCUUUAUACUCAAGGUGUUGAAACCAAACAGUGGAGAGAGUUUGGAAGAACAGAAGUCAUAGACAACACCCUAAAUCCAGACUUUGUUCGAAAGUACAUCCUAGACUACUUCUUUGAGGAGAAGCAGAAUCUUCGCUUCGACUUGUAUGAUGUUGACUCCAAAAGCCCAGACCUGUCCAAACAUGACUUUUUGGGUCAGACGUUCUGUACUCUCGGGGAGAUUGUUGGAUCACCUGCCAGUCGACUGGAGAAACCACUGGGAGGAAUCCAUGGGAAGAAAUGCGGCACAGUCGUCCUAUCCGCAGAAGAGUUGAGCAAUUGUCGAGACAGCGCCACAAUGCAGUUCUGUGCCAACAAGCUAGACAAGAAGGACUUCUUUGGCAAGUCGGACCCUUUCAUGGUCUUCUACAGAAGCAACGAGGACGGAACGUUUACAAUCUGCCAUAAAACUGAGGUGGUGAAGAACACAUUAAACCCAGUGUGGCAGCCUUUCACUAUUCCAGUACGAGCGCUCUGCAAUGGAGACUACGACAGAACUAUCAAGGUGGAAGUAUACGAUUGGGAUAGGGAUGGCAGCCAUGAUUUCAUUGGGGAUUAUACAACCAGCUAUCGAGAGCUAGCACGUGGGCAGAGCCAGUUUAAUGUCUACGAAGUGGUUAAUACCAAGAAGAAAAUGAAGAAAAAGAAAUAUAUUAACUCUGGGACAGUGACCCUGCUUUCGUUCUCAGUGGAGUCAGAUUUCACUUUCUUAGAUUACAUCAAAGGAGGAACGCAGAUCAAUUUCACUGUGGCCAUCGAUUUCACAGCAUCCAAUGGCAACCCGUCCCAAUCCACUUCACUGCACUACAUGAACCCCUACCAGCUGAACGCUUACGCCAUGGCCCUGAAGGCUGUGGGGGAGAUCAUUCAGGAUUACGACAGUGACAAGAUGUUCCCCGCUUUGGGCUUUGGAGCCAAACUGCCCCCUGAUGGACGGGUUUCACAUGAGUUUCCCCUGAAUGGAGACAUGGACAAUCCAUACUGCAAUGGUAUUGAGGGUAUCUUAGAGGCUUACCACCAGAGUCUGAAGACAGUGCAGCUCUACGGGCCAACUAACUUUGCUCCUGUUGUGAAUCAUGUUGCCAGGUAUGCAGCUGCGGUGCAGGACGGCUCUCAGUAUUUUGUGCUCCUCAUCAUCACAGACGGUGUCAUUUCCGACAUGGCCCAGACCAAAGAGGCCAUAGUAAAUGGUGCAAAGCUUCCGAUGUCCAUCAUCAUAGUUGGAGUGGGUCAGGCUGAGUUUGAUGCUAUGGUGGAGCUGGAUGGUGAUGACAUCAGGAUCUCAUCGCGGGGGAAACUGGCAGAGAGAGACAUUGUUCAGUUUGUUCCCUUCAGAGAUUACAUGGACCGGACAGGCAACCACGUGCUGAGCAUGGCUCGGCUCGCUAAAGAUGUGCUAGCAGAGAUCCCAGACCAGUUCAUCUCUUACAUGAAGAGCCGGGGUAUCAAACCCAACCCAGCACCACCCCCCUACACACCACCCGGACACACACACCACCACACGCAGAUCUGAAGCCCUCCUUUUCGCUUUUUACUUAGGACUGACAGCAUGCAGCAGCCACGCAGUGGCUCAGUGGGAACUCACUAGCUCCUGUUUUGAGCUGACACACUAGGAAAUGGUUGUUUGAUUGCUAUAUCUUCCCAGUGACUAUUGGAGCAGCUUUUUGAGGGGGGGGGUGUGACAUAUUCUUUUGGAUGAUUUCUCUCAGAGAGAGGCCCUAAAUUGUAAUCCAACAUGAGGCAGACUUUCACGUCUAAUAUGACAGCAGAUCGGUUCAAAAAGGUCAUGUUGUGGUUUAAACUUGCGCCUGUCUUUCGUUGUUUCUCUAAUUGUAUUAGGAUAUGUGAUCUUUGACCUAAGCCUUGCACGUCAGUGUUUUGUGUAGCAUAAUGCAGUUAUAUUUUUUAGUCACCUUUUUACUUCUGGAAUUCAUUUUUGUAUUGGGGCAUUACUUCCAUCCAUUAUUAAGAUCAAUCAGACUUUUCAUACCUUGAGGUGUCACGUCCACUCUUUAUUAGGUCAAUGUUUAUAAGAACAUGUUGUAUGAGAUUACUUCCCCAUAUCCCAGUAUUUUUAUUCUCCAAUGUUAUUUAGAACGUAACAGUAUGAUCAUGAUGUAACCAUGUUAAAUCAUAUUUAAACAUUUUGGGUGCCGCCAUUUAUUAUUUCUGAGGAAAGUCCCCUAUUUAUUCAUUCAUCAAGUUAAAUGGAUGUGUUCUUCAGCUGCAAUUUGACAUAAAUUAUUGGAAAUAUGACUCAGACUUGUUAAGGGCUCAGGCUUUCGAAGUGUAAACACACAUUUUAGUGCUAAUCUUAGUUCACCUUCCCGUAUCUUUAUCUUUGACAUCAGUUUAGUGUGAAGUGUUGUGGAUUAAUUUAUUCAGUUUUAACUAUUUUCUAAUUAUUCUCCAACUCGUUGACUUUAUCUAUCUGACUCGUGAUGAGGACCCACAGGUCCUCACAGACCAGGGACUCUCAGUAACACACACCAAUAGAACACACUGGAGAUCUGGAUUCGUCAAUUCAGAGAUUUAUUGGAGCUACACCACUCAAAUAAACCAAGCGCUUUCCAGAAAGACACUAACGAGGCAAUGAUACAACACUUUAGUUAAUAUAUUUCUUUGACCAUUCGAUAGAGUGAACCCUACCCUACAAUCAUAACUACGUAACUCUCUGCCUAUUGUUGUGCCCCACUAUUCUCCUCCCCGUCCUUCACUAGCCCCCCCCUAUCGGGUGUGUUGGCUCCCUCAUUCUGACUACGCACCUUAUUAUCCUGAUAUUCUCCCUCUAUUCUCCCCCUAUCAGGUAUGUUGAUGCUAGUCUAACUGGCUCAUUCUGGUCGGUUGACCGUAUGUCGCUGGCCCUCCGGUUCUGUCUCUUAGCAUCUAUAUACACACAAAGGAGACCUUUGCCCCACUCCUGGUGUCUCUACACAAUCUUGUCCAAAACCGUUGCUUGAAGGCACCUGCAUGCUUCUGCAACUGCGUCUGCAGCUUUGCGCGCAGAACCAUCAACUCGUUUCAAUUCAUGGUUCUAAAAGGCUUGGGUGGUUCUAAAAGGCUUGCGCGUGUAGUGGUGGUUGCAGAGCAAUUCACCGCCAGAAGACGGCCUAGAGAAUGCCGUCUUUGUGUGUGGAAGUCGUUGGUUUGUUUAUUUACUCGACGUUUUGUGAAGAUCUCCUUCCAUGAAUCGGAGGCCCUCUGCGCGUCCUUAUAGUCCGCCAAUGAUGGGUUGUAUAAGUGGUCAUAUUUCCGUAUUUCUUCCAACAAAAGCUCUUAAAUCUGAUUCAUUCUCUCUUCAAAAAUCUUCCUUUUAAAAAUAGCGGUAUUAUGCUAUAAAAUGUGAGACUCCGGAAAAGAUGUAGUUAGUAGACCAAUCAGAGUCUUGCGGGCUGCGUAAGGCUUGCGUAACUUUUGGUGCUAGUCUAGAAAAAUUGGUCAACGCUCGCGAGCACGCAAGAAGGGGCAAUAAAAGCCUGCAGGGGGCACGCAAGGGGCUCCUUGCUGAAAACGCUUUGCUGAAAAGAUUUUGUCACAGAAUGUUGGAUAUAUCCUACGGCUGGUAAAAGAAAUGGUUUGAGUAGUUGCCACAUUGAGCUGCGGGCAUGGCUGUAUCUUGUUCAUCUUCUUUCUAGCCUCACCUGAACAUAAACUGCUUCCUUAUCCAUCUGUGUGAAUAUUUCCCUUUCUUUUUAAACAGACAAAGAGAGGCAGAAACAGAAUUCAUCUGAGCUGAAAUGGUUUUCUUUAAAUGUCUAAUGUAGCAAACUAAAAGCCUUAAAAAUGUGAAAGGCAGUAAGUGCAUUUCAUUCAGUCCUAAAAAACAGCACAUGUAUGACUCCUUGGUGAAGGAAAGGAAAAUAUUUGACGGGGAUCAAAACAGCGAUAUGGUUGUCAAUAAAAAAGAGUGGUCUUCUAGAGUGGGCUGGUUUGCAUAAAGAUUCCAACGGGACUUUAUCGUUAUGAGGAGACUCCUGGUAUAUGUUUGAUAUAUUUCUGGGAAUAUUGCUGUAUUGAAUUAUCUAUUUUUGGAGUUUGGAUGACAAUCUAUCAAUCCGGUUCAUUAAGUCAUUAAGGUGACCUCCUAACACCAUGGUUUAUUAGUGUGAUGGGUUUGACUGCAUGUUUUCCUGGUGUAAAAGUGCCACCAUGUGUAUAAUAGGAACCAGCCCAACCAGAUCACAUGCAUGAGAGCGUCAAACAAGGCAGUGAGCUCUGUGGACAGUUGCUAUUUCUUCUCUGCCUGGUUUUCUAAACUGUAACUCAAACUGUAUCUAAAUGAGCGUCUUACAGUCAAAACCUUUUUAUAUUCAAUUUGUAAAAUCUCACAAUCUCUUUAUUGUUUUGACCAGUUUUCCGAUUUGCAUGACUCCCUACUUUGAAUGGGUUUUCAUUGUACAUGAUUAUUGUCAUAUGAUGAGUUGUGAAAUUCUUUGUAUUGGAUUGCCUUACCUAAAAUCAAUUAAAAAAUGAAUACUUUUAUAAAAUCUA